UAACCGCCGCCCUGGUUCAAAAACCUACCUGAGUUAUUGAAGUCAAAUUGGCAUUGCCGCCAUUUAUCAGCUGCGAAGAGGAGGUGACGGUAGAGAAAUGAAGAAAGCGUUAAUGGCUUACGCGGAGGUGCUCCGGCUGGUGAAGAGACUUCCAGAGGACACAAGGCCUUACUAUGCCAAAUACGCUCGGGAGAACUUUGUCAACUACAGAGAAAUCGACGCCGAAGAUUCUGUCACUCUCCGCGAUCUCCUUCAACGCACUUACAAUCAUUCAAUCUGGGUCUUGAAGAAGUAUUCUGUGGACCAAUCGACGGCAAAUAGGCUGAAGGAGAUCUGUUCUGCUUGAUUGGUUUAUCCACGCCCACAAGGUGUUUGCUGAUAUUCUCCACAGAGGCAAGUUUGGAGUUUAUUCUUGUUUUUUCUCGUGCUGGUACUAAUUUUGCACCCCCUUUGUCUUUCUAUUCAACCUUUUUAGAGAGCAUGUCUUUUAUGCCCAAAUAACGUGAGCAAAAUGUGCUUGUCUUGUCUGCUCAAGAUCUUUCCCUUGUUACAAAUUACAAUGCCUUCUGUUUGGCACCAGUACAUUUUAGUGUUCCUUCCUAUAUAUUUUCAGCUCAACACUAAUACUUUCGGGCUAAAAACCAGUCCCUAUGACUUUUCAAAACAUUGUACUCAAUUUGAAGUGUUACAAAGUCGUUUGUACUUUCUAGCAUAGAGCAUUAAUUUUGAGUAAAAAAGUGACAAGUUU
Molecule: messenger RNA, 748 nt
Organism: Cuscuta campestris
Lineage: Eukaryota; Viridiplantae; Streptophyta; Magnoliopsida; Solanales; Convolvulaceae
Source: the annotation of a GenBank genome assembly